Messenger RNA from Paramecium sonneborni, 1007 nucleotides. The record is from the annotation of a GenBank genome assembly. NCBI's taxonomy places the organism in Eukaryota, Ciliophora, Oligohymenophorea, Peniculida, Parameciidae.
AUGUUUGUAAGAAUACUAAACAUACUAUUAGAAUUAAGAUAAAAAACUAUAGAAUUAGAAAUCAUAUAAUAAGAAUUAUCAUAACAUAAUUAAAUGAAUGAAACAGAGAUUAAUGCAUUGAUUGAAUUAAUAAAUUAAAUAAAAGAAUCACUUACAAAUGAUCAAUAGAGAGUAUAGAUAAUAAAUAUAGUGAAUGCUUCUUUAUAGAAUAAAUUAUAAUAAGUAAGAGAGAGCAAUUCUAAUACUGAUAACUUUUUAAACUAUUAAUUAUAAUGCAAUUAAAAUAAUAUUGGAAUAGCAAUACUAAACAAUUAAGGAUAAUUCAGUAAGACAAUUCUUCUCUAUUUUUAGUUUUGACUGAUUAAUUAACAAGAGAUAUUCUUGAACUAAAUUCAAACGUUAAAUUAGAAGAAGCUACUUUUUUUUCCUUAAUUAGCAAUGUUUCUUCAAGUAAGUUGAAGUAAUAAUUAAAUGAUUGCUGUCUUUUAUAAAGUGGUAAGGAAAAGGAAAGCUUUGAAUUAGCUAUAUAUUCAAAAAGAAAUAAAAAAAAAAGUUUACAAUAUCUGAAACAAAUUGCUAAAUAAAAAAAGAAGAAUAAAUAAAAAAAAUUUAAAACAUAAAGUAAAUGAUUAUAAAAUUACGAUAGAUAAAGAAGAACAUAUAGAGAAAGCAUUUAUUAUAAUGGCAAAAUAUUUAAAGUCUGUGUAAAUCACAAUAAAAAAGGUUAAUUUAUAAUUGCAUGAAGAUUUCAUAGAAUUUUUUAAGGGUUCAAAAGAUAUUUUGUUGCAUAAUUAAUCUAUAUUAGAAUAAAAUAAGAUAUAUUAAGUGGCUAUUUGUGAAAUAUAAGAAAUGAAUGGACAAAUUAAUUUUAGUGUUGAAGAUUUAUUAUCUGAUCCUUAUAUAAAAAAAAAUGAAAGUAUAAUAAAUAAUGAAUAUCGAUAGUGAAGUGGAUAAAGAAAGUUAGAAAGCUUGGAGGUUAAGAAUAGGCUUAUGAAGAUUUCUUAUGA